Molecule: messenger RNA, 2069 nt
Organism: Pteronotus mesoamericanus
Lineage: Eukaryota; Metazoa; Chordata; Mammalia; Chiroptera; Mormoopidae
Gene: CNPPD1
Product: cyclin Pas1/PHO80 domain containing 1
Exons: 8
Coding region: 138-1373 (411 amino acids)
Biological process (GO): regulation of cyclin-dependent protein serine/threonine kinase activity
Cellular component (GO): cyclin-dependent protein kinase holoenzyme complex; nucleus
Molecular function (GO): protein kinase binding; cyclin-dependent protein serine/threonine kinase regulator activity
Source: RefSeq, a predicted model, not a curated record
ACUGGCAAGGGCGGCGGCAGGCGCUGAGGAGGCCGGAGGGCAGGUGGACCGGCGGCGGGCAGGGGCGGCCCCGCGGCCCCUUUACAAUUCACUUUCUUCCCAUCCACCUUCUCAGGGCGGCGGCGGCGGGCGGCGCGAUGGACCUGGCCGGGCUCCUGCUGGACGAAGAAGGCACCUUCUCCCUCACCGGCUUCCAGGACUUUUCGUUCCUCCCAGGACACCAGAAGUUGAGUGCCAGGAUCCGGAGAAGACUUUACUAUGGCUGGGACUGGGAAGCUGACUGUAGCCUGGAGGAGCUCUCCAGCCCCAUGGCAGACAUUGCUGUGGAAUUGCUCCAGAAGGCGGCCCCCAGUCCUAUUCGCCGACUCCAGAAGAAAUAUGUAGCCCAUGUGUCGCGGGAGGCAUGCAUCUCCCCGUGUGCUAUGAUGCUAGCUCUGGUGUACAUUGAGCGGCUCCGGCACCGAAACCCGGACUACCUACAGCAUGUGUCUUCCUCUGACUUGUUCCUGAUCUCCAUGAUGGUGGCCAGUAAAUACCUCUAUGAUGAAGGGGAGGAGGAGGAGGUCUUCAAUGAUGAAUGGGGAGCGGCAGGGGGUGUGGCUGUGCCCACUCUUAACGCCCUGGAGAGGGGUUUCCUGAGUGCCAUGGAUUGGCGUCUCUACACUGACCCUCGGGAGAUUUUUGAGGUGCUGAGCUGGUUAGAGAGCUGUGUGGCUGAGCAUCAGGGACGGCGACGGGGCUGGUACACCUAUACAGACCUGUGUGUGCUGCUGGAGCAGCCAGCCUGGCAGCUGGCCCUGGGCUCCUUCUGCCAUCGGCUGGCAAAGCUGUCCUGCCUGUUAGCCAUAGCAUAUGUGAGCAGUGUGGCCCUGGCUGUGGCAUCGGUGGCUGUAAUACACCAGUCCUUGGGACUGUCCUGCAGCCCUACCCCUGGUCCCCCGGACCUUGGACUGGCCUCCAGACGCCUCUUGGAACCCUGCAUACCUUCUCCUGUGACACAGUGCCUGCCGUCUCCUGCUAAUGUUUCCAGCUGCCUGGAAGGCGAUAUACGGCUGCACUCACUCUGGGGCAGUCUCCUGGCCUCAUUGACCCCUGCCCCAUUGCCUCCCCGAGAUCCUCCUGCCCCUCCCACUCUUCUCCAUAACUGUCCCCUUUGCCAGAAGCUCCAGAAAGACUUGCCAACUUGUCGUGCCUGCCGCCAUCCCAACCAUACAGUGCCCACAGGGCCCCCAAACCCCUGGUACCACUCCCAUGGCUUAGCUCCACCCUGGGCCUGGAGUCCCAUGCCCUCUUUGCUCCCACAGCCCCAGCAAUGUUCCCUUUUUGGCAUCAUGGAGCUGGCCCGCCUGAAGUCUUUCAUUUUCCCGGGCUAGGUAGGGUUCCGAGGAAUGCCUGGCAAGGACUUGGGAGUCCCUGAGAACCUGGAGGAACUGCUUGAUUUAGAUCCUCUCUACCUCUCUGGGUCCUUGGCUGGUCCCCUCUUUUCCUGGGUGAGGGAGCUUAAGCAGUUAUAAGGCAGAAGACCUAAAGGUCACUUGCUCUUUUAGACCCCAGUGGCUGGCUGCUUGGCCAGGGCAGUGAUGGUGCCCUGGAAAGCCUCCAUGCAGUGACCAGGGGGCAUGUCACAGAUGGACAGAAGGAAAGCCCUUUUCUCUUUACCUCUAGACUCUUUUUAGACUAGCUUUUUAGUUCCUCGGGAUGGAAAGGCAAAGGUGGUAGAUGAGAAAUGGGGGCGGGAGGGAGGGAGUGUUGACCAGGGUCUGUGUGAUGUCCCCGAAGCCAGAGAGCCAGGGAUUGGUAGGGCCAGAGGGAGAGUUGCUGAGUGAAGGUAGGUGAGGUGGGAAUCCCACCUCUGGAUGUCCCUGGAUGUAGCCUGAAGUAGCCAGGGACUGCUGGGACCUUUAACCUUGUCCUUUGGUCUUCCAACCUUUUUAGUACCCUGCUCCUGGGCUUCCUUCUCUUCCGGUCCCUCCCUUGGGUGUUCUCACAGGCCUCUCUGGCCACCGCUUUGUAUCUGGGUUUUUCACGCUUUUGUAGAACUGAGGUUUCAAUAAACAGUUUCAGUUGCA